CUCCGAUGGUAUUAAAGCAGCCGAGACGGCUCCUUUCCACCAUCCAUUCACCUCUAUCAUGUCUGAAUUGGACUUGUCCGACUCAGACUGGCUCGAAGUAUCCAGCAUCCACAGCUCUGACAACGAUUCCCUUAGCGAUAGCUCACGAUGCAGCGAACGCGGCGGUCUUGCGUCGCUGCCACUGUCCCGUCGCUCGUCCAUAAGUCUCGGGAGUUCUGCUGAUGACCAGAUCGAUGCAUGGGAGGGCUUUGUAGAGGAAGGAGGCACAGCCGAUAGCCCAGGACCAAGCUCGGAGACACUACCCGUGACGGAGCUCAUCCAUGAUGACCACGACCCCCUGGUUACCGCACUCGACCAGAGCCUCGUCGGCACUCUGAGUGCUUCACGAUCCAGCUCCCUCGGUGCCUCUUCCACUGUUCAGAACUCCCUCCGUGAUCUGAGGUUAUCGUUUCCCGAUCCUCUCACCAGUUCCCGCGAUGAACUCCAGCGCUCGUACGAGACGGUGCCAUCCCCCGAUAUCUGUAUCACGGACGAUGUUCCCAAUUCGCCGAUGACCACAGUACUCGGGAAGGAUGUUGAUUUCACUGCCGCCGGAGAUGCCCGCGAUUAUCAUGUCGCUCCCGAUGUCCAAGUCAUUUCCCUCAAGGAAUACAAUGUUGUGCUGUACGGCGCGCAUGACUUCGGCACUUUCAUUUCAUGGCUUCUCUCCGUUAUGGGUGUCCGCGAGGGUGCAGAGCGGUCGGUGGAUAGCAUCGCUUUCGACCCGAGUCCUAGCGUCGAAAGGCCUUCGAUCGGUAUCUUAUCUCUCCAUUCUUCAUUCUCCCGCAGUCUUCCUUUGCAUUCUCUCUAUAUUCCCGCUAUAUUUCCCGCCCAGAGCGACGAGGAUCUUCUCGAGCUUCACUCGAAAGCCGUCACGCGUUGGGGAUCUCUCAGCAUCCCCGAUUCACAUAUCCUCAGGCUCAUAGACGCAGAGGGAGCUCAGAUAUUCGUCGAUACCCCCAUUUCUCGACAGUCUGUCCAUUCUGCAUCUGUCCAGCGCCAACUCGAGCAGAUGGUGCGGUCACCUCCGAAGAAAGGACGGAAAGGGUUCGAACAAUUGAAACCAGCGCACGGAGUGACAUUCGUGGCUCUGCUCUCGUUAAUCAUGGGCUUUGCAGUCCAUACGGCCUGGCGCACAGCCCAUCCUCCGAGUCCAACAUCGGUUGCGACCGCAGUCCUUCCUGUGCAACCCACGUCUACGAGCUACUACCUCCCGGUCGACUCGCAGCCCCACUCGUCCCUAUCUCGAGCAGCUGCACCUAUGAUCACGACCGCGCUAGUGCCUUCGACUCUGAAGGAGUUUGCGCUGGCAGUCUUCAAUCCUCCGAUUCAAUUUGCGUCCUUGUCUUCUAGCGCAGCUAGUUCAAUGCCUAGCAAGUCGGCGACCAUACGUCCUGUAGCGUCGAAGGGGGCUCAGUCCACCACCGACGUGAUCUUGCGUCCUUCGACCUCGUUGGCCAAAGUUGUCAACUCUAAAUCCGUCCAGACUUCUACGCCGCCCAGCUCUCCUCUUUUACUCGACGCGCCGCAGGUGGCAGCUUCUCUGAGCCUCAGAGUGGCCGGUUCCUUGUCCGAGAUUGCGACUGCGGCGAUGAAAGCUCUGGAGGAAAUCGUCGGUCCCGAGUUCGGAGAGAUUGUCUUGGCCAUCGACGAUCUCAUGCGUGCUAUCGGACGGCAGACUACUGCUAUCGCACAGACUUCGAGGGCCCGGGCCCGGAUGCUGCGCCAUGUGCUCUCCCAGCGAAACGAACGGGCCAAAGGCAAAGCACGGCAGCUCAGUCAGACAUUGGUUUCGACUGUCGGGAUCGAGCUGAGGGCUCGAGCUGAUCUGGCAAGGAGCAGAGCACAUAUGAUCAAACACAAUUUCGUGGAGUCUGGUCUCUGGCGUUCCUAUAUCCAGGCUCAUGGAAUGUGGUCUGACAAGCUCCAUGUGAGCCAGCCGCGAUCUGAGCGACGCCGAGGUCCUACUUUUGCUCGGCACCAGAGAGAAAGGCGCUGACCUCCAUGUGAUAUGAUCUCCGUUAGUACGAUAGGUAGGUAGACAAUGUAUGUUAUGUGUAUGAAACUAUGAAUUGUAUGGUCAUAUGGAUAUCGCACUGAAUUAGGUUUAUCCAUGACUGGCACCGCCUCCGGGCUUAACGUGUGUCAGACCUAGUCCUUCGCCAUCACAGUCAUUCAGUGUCGAAUCGUCCAUUAUAGAUAGAUUGGACGGUUUCACUCUCGAUGAUCAAUUCAAGCACCCAUGGCGCACGUCGCAUACCCCUCCACGCCCAACUUCAAAAACUGCAAAUCGAACUACGAUCGGUCCAAAGCAGCAGCCAAUGAUUUGUCAGUAACGCCCGACUCAGAGUCUUCGACCGACUUGCUGCCAAAGCGACAUCCAUCGAGAGGGACAUUCCUGGGGACUGUGAAGCUGCACGGAACGAACGCUACUAUUGUGUUCUCCCACGGCAGCAAAACACCGCAGAUUCAAGCACGCUCGUGGAUCAUACAAAGCACAUCGAAGGACAACAGCGGGACGUUUGCCUUGCUGUCAAAAAUCCCACUUUCUCAGCUGGUCGAUCAGAUUCUCGCUGUGCAAGGCUGUGGAAAUGCGUUUGAUGAGAUCUAUGUGUGCGGAGAGAUCGCCGGGAGGGGUGUUCAGAGAGGGGUCGCUAUCACCCAACUGGAGUACAAGUCUUGCGCCCUCCCGGGCUACCGGCUGUACAAUAUCGCACAGUACAAGACUUUCGAGAUCGACAUCGAUUUCGACUCGGAGGAAUCCACGACAGAAGCCAACACCCUCAUGAAUGAGCUCACCGCAGAGGUCUGCGCCCAAUGCCCGUUCGCAGGGGCGUUCGAGAAAGAUGGACAGCAGAUCGUCGGUGCCGGAGAAGGGAUUGUUUGGACAAUGGUGUCGAGCGGGACCGACGAGUUCGACGACACAUUGCUUGUGAACUUCAAGACCAAGGGCGACCAGUUCAGCACUGUUUUGCGUCCUCCAAAGAACAAAAAGUCGCUUGGCCUCGAGCUUCCAGAAGCGUGUACGGAGUUUGCGGACUAUGCCCUUGGAGAGCGACGAAUGGAGCAGGGAAUCGAAUACCUAGAGGGCGAACAGGCCCGCCAAGGCCUCCCGAUCGCUGGCAUCGACAUCAGACUGAUUGGGCCGUUUAUCAAGUGGGUCGUUGACGAUGCGAUCCGUGAGGAGAGAAAUGAGAUGGAAAGGCUAUCGAUCGAAGAGCGAGACGCGAAGAAGGUGCUUGGGGCCCGAGUGCGAGCCUGGUAUAUGCGCAAGUGCAACGAAUGA
This is a messenger RNA of Mycena citricolor, 3325 nucleotides long. The record is from the annotation of a GenBank genome assembly. Lineage: Eukaryota; Fungi; Basidiomycota; Agaricomycetes; Agaricales; Mycenaceae.